AUGUCCGGUUACACCUAGUAUUAUGUGAAGUUGGAGUAAAUAAGACUGAUUAUAUUUAAGGAUCAAGCAGAUAAAAUACCAAGGCAUCAAAUAGAUCUAAGAGGAGCAAAGAUAGAAGUUAAUCAGUCUAACUCGAGAGAAUUUGUGCUAACAAUAGGUCUUGAAAAUCUCACUAACACGCAAAUAUAAGACAGCAAAAAAAAUGGAAGUAAAGCAGAUAGCAACAUAAAAAUUCAGAAAUUCUUCUUUUAAUCAAGGGAUCCACGAGAGCGAGAUUAAUGGGCAAAAGAAAUUAAUGAAAGUAUAAAGAGAGCAAAUAACAUUAUCCGAUACAAAAAUGUAGAAUAGGAUUCUCGUGUUACAAGAAUGAGCAAAAAGGCUUUAAAAUCUCAUAAGGAUAGCAUUUAUGAUGCAUUCUCUAGUACUCUUUUUGUAGAUGAAUGUGGCAUUAAUCAUUAGCUCACUGCAUUUCAAGAGAUUGAGGUUCUAUUUAAGACUGAUAUAGAAGUACUUUUGGAUAUGGUUAAGAGUACUAUCGAUGAGGAAAAGGCAAAUCCUAUUUUAAAGAAGAUAAACGGAAUCAAAAAUCAACAUAAGACUAUGAGCAGUUUGAUUAAGAAUAUUGUUGCUGAGAUUGAUAAUACUAGAGAAAAAAUGUUUAGAAUUUUAGAAAGCUAUGCAGCAAUUGAAAUACUCAAAAAUCCCAAAAAAUUCAAUAGGAAGAAGCAAUAAAUGCAGCUGAAGAAUAAUUUUAAUAUUGAUGAUGACGUGCAGCCCAAAUAAACUUUUGAGUCACACUCAUCAAAUGACAAUAGAAGUUCUGCUAAUUAAGAUUCAGACAACAAAAGGAGAGCAUAUUUUUUAUUUGAAGAGGAAAAAUCUAAUGAUAGAGGGACCACUCUGGAUGAAAACUAAUUCAAUUACAGACCUUCAACUACUAAUGGUUCUAAUUUCGACGAUAACGAGGUAUAAUUUGGUCUUGAUUAAGAAGAAGAGCUUUUCCAAGAUGCAAACGAAGAUUUGAUACUUUAAGAUCAACAACUAUUAAGACCCGCAAAAGUAUUUAUCCAAGAUAUACAGGAGGAAAGAAUUUCAUUGCCACAUAUGAGAAAUCCAAAUCAAAAAAUCAGCUUUUGGCAAGUUAUGAAGGAUCUAAUAGGUAAGGAUCUUACAAAAGUAUCAAUGCCAAUAUAUUUUAACGAACCGUUAUCUCUUAAUCAAAGACUUGCUGAAACUCUAGAGUAUAAUUAUCUUCUUGAAAAGGCAGCAGAAGAGGAUAAUUCAUUAUUAAGAUUGGCUUAUGUUGCUGCUUAUUCUGGGACUAGAUAUAGCAGUGUAAUAGGGCGAAUGCAAAAACCAUUCAACUCUCUACUAGGAGAAACAUAUGAACUAGUCACUAUGAAAUAUAGAUAUGUCAGCGAACAAGUUAGCCAUCAUCCUCCAAUUACUGCUUAUCAUUGCUAAGGAAGUAAUUAUGAAGUGUUUACCUAAGCUGGAACUACAAUGAGAUUCAAUGGAAGGUACGUUUUAUUUGCUCCAAAAGAUCGUGUUUAUGUUAGGCUCACUCUGAAGGAUGGGACAAAAGAACUCUUUUCUUUCAACUUACCAGCUACAUCUGUACAUAACCUUAUCAUAGGCAAAGUUUACGUUGAUGUUAAUGGUAAAUCUCAAAUUUUGAAUCAUAGUACAAAUGAAGUUUGUGACAUUGAAUUAAAGGAAAAAGGAUGGAGUGGUAAAAAUGCUAAUUAAAUGAUUGGAAUCAUAAAAAACUAACAAGGCAAGUUAGCAUAUAAAGUUGAAGGCUAAUAUACCGGCAAAUUAUAUAUAACAGACAUGUCACAGCCAGUUCCUACUCCCUAAGAGGUUUGGAGCUUGAAUAAAAAACCUGAAAACUCAGACUGGAUGUAUCAAUUUUCUUACUAUACCCUGCAAUUGAAUUACCUAACUGAUGCACUCAAGGAAAAACUUCCUCCUACUGAUUCAAGAUUAAGACCAGACUAAAGAGCUCUGGAAAAUGGUGAAACAGAUUUAGCCAUAAGAGAAAAGCACAGACUUGAGGAGGCUUAGCGAGCAAGAAGAAAAGAACUUGAAAAAGAGAAAGGAAAACAUCUUCCAGCAUUUUUUGAAGAGAACUUAAUUGAAGAAACAGGAGAAAAGAUCUACUUAACUAAUGGUAAGUACUGGGAAGAUAGAUCAAAUAAAGAGUGGAGCAAACUUGUAAGAAUAUUUGACUGA
Molecule: messenger RNA, 2235 nt
Organism: Stylonychia lemnae
Lineage: Eukaryota; Ciliophora; Spirotrichea; Sporadotrichida; Oxytrichidae
Source: the annotation of a GenBank genome assembly